Cyprinus carpio (common carp) is the source of this 1682-nucleotide messenger RNA. Its product is annotated as synaptotagmin-2-like. Gene Ontology annotation, molecular function: phosphatidylserine binding; calcium-dependent phospholipid binding; syntaxin binding. The record is from RefSeq and is a predicted model, not a curated record. Gene Ontology annotation, biological process: cellular response to calcium ion; calcium ion-regulated exocytosis of neurotransmitter; regulation of calcium ion-dependent exocytosis. NCBI's taxonomy places the organism in Eukaryota, Metazoa, Chordata, Actinopteri, Cypriniformes, Cyprinidae. Gene Ontology annotation, cellular component: axon; dense core granule; synaptic vesicle membrane.
CAUAUGAUAAAGUGGACGACAAGAGUAAGUUAGAGCAGUGUGUGAGAGGGCUGCUGAGUAACUGCAGCUCUAUAAAUAAAGCACAGGUUUCUAUCUAGUAAAGAGAGAUCUGUAGAACAUCAUCAGCUGAUCAGCCAUGCGAUUGGUCAGCAUGCAGCAUCGUGUGCGGAGGGCAGCAGAAUCAGAGGAGGAGCCCAAACCUGCUCCACCUCCUCUGCCAUCUCCCUCUCACCACUCCCACAACUUCAUAAACAUGAAGAACAAGUUUUUCAAUGAUCUUAGCCAUCUAUCUAACCCCAAGAUCAGAAUGCCCAUGUGGGCCAUUGGUGCUAUAGUUGUGGUCAUGCUUGCCCUGGUUUGCUGCUUUGCUUUCUGUAUCUAUAAAAAGUGUUUGGGAGGGAAGAAAAAGGCUAAAAAAGUCAGAGAGAGGAAGGGAGGACGAAGAAGGAUGAAAAAGGAAGGAGAGGAAGAAACAGGCGAGGAACAACCUAAAGAAGGAGAUGGCGAGGGAGAGAAAGAAUAUUAUGGCAAGUUGGAGUACAGUCUGGACUAUAGCUUCACUGACAAUCAGCUCAUUGUUGGUGUAUUGCAAGCCCAAGACCUUCCUGCCAUGGAUAUUGGUGGAACAUCUGACCCCUAUGUCAAAGUUUAUAUGCUACCAGACAAGAAGAAAAAGUUUGAAACCAAGGUCCAGCGCAAGAAUCUGUGUCCUGUUUUCAACGAGACAUUCAUAUUUAAGAUCCCCUUUAAUGAUCUAGCAGGACAGACUCUGGUCCUGCAGGUGUUUGACUUUGACCGCUUUGGUAAACAUGAUGUAAUUGGAGAGAUCAAAAUCCCCAUGAACAGCAUUGACCUGGGCCAGCCCAUACAUGAAUGGAAAGACCUGGUCGGAGGAGAGAAAGAGGAACAAGAAAAGUUAGGAGACAUCUGUAUCUCCCUGCGCUAUGUGCCCACGUCUGGUAAACUGACCGUCUGUAUCAUGGAGGCCAAGAACCUGAAGAAGAUGGACGUAGGUGGUUUAUCAGAUCCUUUUGUGAAAGUGGUUUUGCAACACAAUGGAAAGCGUAUCAAGAAGAAGAAGACAACAGUUAAGCAGAACACACUGAACCCCUACUUCAAUGAAAGCUUCAGCUUUGAAAUCCCUUUCGCUCAGAUUCAGAAGAUCCAGGUGUUGAUCACGGUCUAUGACUAUGAUAAACUGGGAAGCAAUGAUCCAAUUGGGAAGUGCUGGAUUGGGUUUGGUGCUAGUGGGGUGGGUCUGCGCCACUGGUCAGACAUGCUGGCCAAUCCCAGACGACCUGUGGCUCAGUGGCACACCCUUCAGCCUGAAGAGGAAGUAGAUGCUGCCCUUAAAGCACCUAUACGCUAAAUAUCUUAUCCGCCCCUCAACUAACAGUUUUCACUCAUCUGGCAAAACAUAAUUUAAAUUUGAUCCGUCCUUUCACUGAGGAGUUUCUGUCUGUUACAUUAUUGAUCAUCAUCCUGUACAGUUCUUUAGUGUGAAACAAAGGAGGAGUAACUUUUAUAAAUUUUAUUAUGUAUAUUAUGUUUAUCUGAAUUGCCCCCCACCCCCUUUUAAAUGUGUUUGUAUGAUUUGGAUAAUUAGUGUGUGUGUUUUGUUUGAAAGUGUUAUAUGUAUGUAUCUGUCUAUAACUCUAUAAGAACUGUUCUGAUUUGUCUCA